Molecule: messenger RNA, 3197 nt
Organism: Hypanus sabinus (Atlantic stingray)
Lineage: Eukaryota; Metazoa; Chordata; Chondrichthyes; Myliobatiformes; Dasyatidae
Gene: oat
Product: ornithine aminotransferase
Exons: 10
Coding region: 221-1540 (439 amino acids)
Cellular component (GO): cytoplasm
Molecular function (GO): identical protein binding; L-ornithine transaminase activity; pyridoxal phosphate binding
Source: RefSeq, a predicted model, not a curated record
GUUAUUUGCUCAGAUUGCUGAAUUGUGACUCCAGCACAACCGGCGGCGAAGCGGGGAGCCUCCGCGCCCCCCGAGCGGCCGGUUUUCCGUCGUCCUUCCGCCGCCGGCCAGGCGUGGUGACGCGCGCCCGUCACGUGAACGAUUCGCGCUCGUACCGUUUAAAUAACCGUGGUGCCAGUGCCGGCGCCAGCAGACGGCGUGGUGGACGGAGCAGUGACUGAUGAUGUUGUCCCGAUUCUCCCGUUACAUAAAUUCCAGUGCUUCAGUUUUGAAGCAAAGAAUCAAGACGUAUUCUAGUGCCAUAGAAACUUCAUUAAAAACUGAGAAGUCAAUCACUUCUGAAGAAGUUUUUGCUCGUGAAGAAAAAUAUGGUGCCCAUAAUUAUCAGCCCGUCCCUGUUGCUUUGGCUAGAGGGGAAGGUGUUUAUGUGUGGGAUGUGGAAGGCAGGAGGUACUUUGAUUUCCUAAGUGCUUACAGCGCUGUGAAUCAGGGACAUUGUCAUCCAAAGAUUAUUGCAGCACUUAAAUCUCAAGCUGAUAAACUGACUCUCACUUCUCGAGCUUUCUAUAAUGAUGUACUGGGAGAAUAUGAAGAAUAUGCCACUAAGCUGUUCAACUACAAAAAGCUGUUACCAAUGAAUACUGGUGUAGAAGGAGGAGAAACUGCGUGCAAAUUAGCCCGCAAGUGGGCAUAUGAAGUUAAAGGAAUUCCUAAAUAUAAAGCAAAGAUCCUUUUUGCAGCUGGUAAUUUUUGGGGCAGGACUAUUUCUGCGAUUUCCAGUUCAACAGACCCCAGUAGUUAUGAAGGAUUUGGCCCAUUUAUACCUGGGUUUGAAAUUGUUCCGUACAAUGAUCUACCAGCAAUAGAGCGUGCAUUCCAGGACCCUCAUAUGGCAGCCUUUAUGGUGGAGCCAAUCCAGGGUGAAGCUGGUGUUGUAGUUCCAGACCAAGGUUAUCUUCAAGGAGUGAGAGAAUUAUGUACAAAAUAUAAUGUGCUAUUCAUUGCGGAUGAAGUGCAAACUGGACUGGCUAGAACUGGUCGUAGACUGGCAUGUGAUCAUGAAGAUGUUAAGCCAGAUAUCGUUGUUCUUGGAAAAGCGCUCUCUGGAGGAGUGUAUCCUGUUUCAGCUGUUCUAUGUGAUGAUGAAAUUAUGUUGACCAUCAAACCAGGUCAGCAUGGGUCUACAUAUGGUGGCAAUCCAUUAGCAUGUCGUGUUGCUAUUGCUGCUUUAGAGGUCCUUGAAGAAGAAAAAUUGGCAGAAAAUUCUGAAGAAAUGGGAAUGUUACUGAGAAGAGAGCUAAUGAAAUUGCCAUCAAAUGUUGUGACUGCUGUACGAGGAAAAGGAUUAUUGAAUGCCAUUAUUAUUAGAAACACAGAAGCUUUUGAUGCCAUGGAUGUUUGCCUUCGCCUACGUGAUAAUGGUCUGCUAGCUAAACCAACUCAUGGGGACAUCAUUAGACUGGCCCCGCCUCUUGUGAUCAAAGAGGAUGAAAUAAGAGAAUGUGUUGAUAUCAUUCAAAAGACCAUUUUGUCUUUUUGAAGAAGAUGGAACCUGUUAAUAUGAUGAGUUGUUUCUUUUCAACAAGAUGGUAUUUGUUGCUUAUUUUACCAGUAGUUUCUUUGAAAUUGUCAAUAUUCAUCAAUCUUGUCUCAAAUAAUCAUACUGAACUCUAAUUUCAAUUAAGUAAUAAAUACUUAACUGAUAAUACAGUGGAUUUUUUCUGAAUUACAAACCAAAUUUAAAUUCUCUAUGAAAUUGAAAUCCACUUGCUGUCAUUAAGUUCUGUACAUCGAUCACAAUGGAAAUUCUUUUGCCUUGACAAGAUGGUCAAAAUUUUGUUGUAAAGUUAGUUUAUUUAUUUUUCUGGCAUAAUACAAGGUUAAAUCAUCUCAUAAUUUUUUGCUUUGUCCAUGUUGCUAAAGUAUUGUAGAAGACAAACAUCUUCCCAUUUCUAACACUGAAACAGAUUUUCAUUUCUGUGCUCCCAAUCUGUAAUCUAUCAACAAUUAAAAUUAAUGGCAUGUUGAGGACAUCCUUGAUGUAAGAAACUUGUAUUUGCUUGUAAUUUAUUAUUUCAUAAUAUGAUAUAUAAUUAUACUUUGAGGACAUGGUCUCAACAUGAAGACAGUUAAUUUUUGUCUGAAUACUGAAACAGACUCCUUAUUCUUCAACAUUAUCAAAUAAUUUUAGGUCAGAAAAUGGUGGGUUGGAUGAAGUAUGAUUUAAUACCCAUAUUUGCCAUCUUGUAACUUAUAGCCUGCAUGCAAUUAAGCAGUCUAGAGUUUGAUCCUGGAUAUGACACAAAUCAUAUUCAUAGAAGACUACAGCACAGAAACAGGUCUUUUGGCCAUCAAGUCUGUGCCAAGCUAAUAAUCUGCCCAUCCCAUCAACUGGCAUCUGGAUAGCUCUCCAUACUCCUCCCAACUAUGUACCUAUUCAAGUUUGUCUUAAAAGUUAAAAUCGUGCCUGCAUCCACUAUUUCCACUGACCGCUCAUUCCACACUCACCACCCUCUGAGUGAAGUCCCCCUUGUGAUCUCCUUAAACAUUUCACUUUCCACCUUUAACCCAUGAUCUCUAGUUCUAGUCUCACCCAACCUCAGUGCAAAAAUUAUGCUUGCAUUUACCCUAUCUGUGCUCAUAAUUUUGUAUGCUUCCUAUCAAAUCUUCCUUCAUUCUUCUAUUCUCUAGGAAAUGAAAGUCCCAACUAAUUCAACUUUUCCCUAUAACUCAGAUCCUCAAGUCCCAAUAGCAUCCUUGUAAAUUUUCUUUGCAGUUUUUCAAUCUUAUUAGCAUCUUUCCUGUAAGUAGGUGACCAAAAGAGCACAGUGCUCCAGAUUAGGUCUCUCUAGCACAGGCAUGGGCAAACUACGGCCCGCGGGCCAUAUGCGGCCUGUUAAGCUUUUUAAUCUGGCCCGCAGAACUUGAUGAAAUUAUAUUAAUAAACCUUGUUAACGUUUUUUCCCCACAAUUCUGGCGUUUUCCCAAUAGAUGACGCACUCUAUAUACAUUUGUGGCGACCCAUUUCCUGGCACAUCCGAACCGGCUCACAAUUAGCCAGCGUUCUGGCUAAGGGAGAUAGCCUGCGGGGAUUUGCGAGCACAGAGCUUUGGAGCCUCUGCGCAGGGGGGCAGGUUGAGGGAGGCUUAAAAGUGAGGCUGGGGAUUUCGAAUAAAGUUUUUUUUUCUUCGACUGCA